UGGGAACAGGCUAGAACCGGUUAACGACCGGCUGGUAGGAUGGCUGGUGCACCCGGGGACGGAGGAGGAGUUUCUGCGCAGUGAGCCUGACAGCCAGGUUCCUCUCCGCCGCGGAUUUUACGUAACACAGAGGUUACCGGAGGGCGGUGAAGGCGACGCUGAGGGACAGUGAACGUCCGACACGUUACCGAAACACGGCUGAAGACGUGGAAUGAUUUGCGGCCUUUUACUCUAAUAAAAAUAAGUUUCUUAGGCCUAUGGUUAGAUUGAGAUCCGAAACGCUGAAGCAGCUUUAUAUCUGAGUCGGGAGGAGGCGCCGGUCUCUGGAAGCAGUGCGCUUUAUACAGAAUACGGCGUUUUUUGUGCAUUGAUGUGCCUAAAUAAGUUGCAGUCUGAGGCGGUUUACUUUGUUGCUGGUAAGGUCUGAAGAUAGCUACGGCUUCCCUCACGACACCAUCGAACUAAGAAACAACCAGGAGCGCAGACAGCCUGUGAACGAAGACGCGUCGCUGGGCAUUUACAGUAAAUACACUGCAGCCUUCCCCGAAGUCGGCGGCGCGGUGGUCCCCAGUGCUGGCACGUGACACCAUGCUCGCCCCCCGGCGCACUCACGCGGUCGGACCGUAGCCUGUGGCACUCCGAGAUAGGAUCUCCGAGGAGAGACUACAUGAUACACCGGAGUACGCCGGCUUUGAAGGACACCGAAACCUCUUUCCUGGGCAACAUGGAGCUGAUGUUGGCCCACCCAGCGCUCAAAGCCUUCAUGUGCGGCUCUCUGAGCGGCACCUGCUCCACCCUGCUGUUCCAGCCUCUGGACCUAGUGAAGACCCGGCUGCAGACCCUGCAGAACAACAUGCUCCCGGGCUCACCGAAGGUGGGGAUGGUGACGGUGUUUCUGAAUGUCGUUCGUACAGAGAAACUGCUGGGGCUCUGGAAGGGGGUCUCGCCGUCAUUUGUGCGCUGCAUACCCGGAGUGGGCAUCUACUUUAGCACCUUCUACUCACUGAAGCAGCACUUCUUCCCGGAGCGCGCCCCUAACGCCGGCGAAGCAGUGCUGCUGGGCGCCAGCGCCAGGGCCGUGGCGGGAGUCUGCAUGCUGCCCGUCACCGUCAUAAAGGCGCGCUUCGAGAGUGGCCAGUACAACUACGCGAGUGUGUUUGGGGCCCUGCGCAGCGUGUGUGAGGUGGAGGGGCCCAGGGCCCUAUUUUCCGGUCUGACUGCCACCCUGCUCAGAGACGCCCCCUUUUCUGGCAUCUAUGUCAUGUUCUACAGCCAAGCCAAGAAGUCUCUGCCCCAGGAGGUCAGCUCCUCACCCUACGUGCCCCUGGUCAACUUCGGCUGCGGGGUGCUAGCGGGCAUCAUGGCCUCCCUGGUGACGCAGCCCGCGGACGUGGUCAAGACGCACCUCCAAGUGAGUCCUCACCUGUACAAGAAGACCAGGGACGCUGUGCACUUCAUUUACACAGAGCAGGGGCUUGGUGGGUUUUUCCGGGGGGCCGUGCCCCGGUCCCUGAGAAGAACACUGAUGGCUGCCAUGGCCUGGACUGUGUAUGAGCAGCUGAUGGCCCGGAUGGGUCUGAAAUCCUGAAGGAGAGGGCUGCAUGGGCGUCGGUGCGUGGCGGGAAUUAAACGUGUAACUGUAUGCAGUGCAGUGGCAGAAGUGAGCAGCAGUGUGCGCGUAUCCAAGGAAAUGUGGGGUGCAUUGUAAAACAUAGUAGUAAUAAUAAUAAUAUUUUAUAAUUAAGAGAACACCGAGAGUUGUGUGAUUGUGGAGAGUGGUAGGAGCAGAAGAGGUAUGUUUGUGUGCUUCCUUGUGACCAACUUCUUGUAAAGCUAUUUAACACGGCUCACAUUCCCAAACUGAUAUAAAACCUCUGUUACGUGAGACUAGCAAAGCUGCUGACUGACACUCUGAAGUACUCAUGCUAAGGACUCAACCGGCCCCUGUAAACGUAAAUGACCUACUUGCCAAGUAAUAUGGUGUCUUUGCCAUGAGCGAGGCUUGAAGCUGCAGGAACUACAACGUGAUGAGCCCUUGGACUGCUGGGUUAUAGCAGUUACACGGCGAUGGACGGACUGACUCAAGCGCAGACAAUCAAAGUCCACUGCUUUGUGCUGGACUGCAGUGAGGGGUGAUGGUAUGGUACUUCUUAAAGUGAAGAAUUCCCUGCAAGAUCAAAAAUAGCAAUUAUUGUUCUUUAAAUGGGAGUGACUGCAGUGUUAUGUUGCACUAUAGCUAAAGACUGAUUUAUGAGACUAGUUCUUCUCACUGACAUGGUGACGUCACUCCUGUUUACACGCCCUGCCUGUAGCCCUACCGGCAGUCAUUUCAUACAAUGUAGCACUGUGGUAUAUGGUCUAAUGUGUACUGCAGGCUUUGCAUAGUACAUACCUGGAGUUCUGCUCUGUAAAUCCAUGCAGUCUGAAGUCACAAGAAAGACAACUAGCAGGAAACUGUCUGCAGAUGCACUUUAAAAGCGAAUUCACUGCAUUACAACCAGAGACGGCUGAAGUUCCAUUGCAUGGGAAGCUGGGAAGUCGUGCCGUACUAGACUUUGCCCCAGAUGCAUUUCUGUGCGUUAGGACUGUCUGUUUGCCCGUUUACCUUAUUGAGAGGGUAUAGUAAGGAUUCUUAUUUUCUUAGUAGGUACUGUUUAUAGUUUUCUGUAUGUUUGUGCCUGCACAUCUUCCCUCGGACAGGUGAUGUGCCUGUUUUAACUGAAUAAACGAUCCUUUUAUAAAA
Paramormyrops kingsleyae is the source of this 2743-nucleotide messenger RNA. RefSeq names its product solute carrier family 25 member 38b (gene slc25a38b). Gene Ontology annotation, cellular component: mitochondrion; mitochondrial inner membrane. Gene Ontology annotation, molecular function: glycine transmembrane transporter activity. Gene Ontology annotation, biological process: glycine import into mitochondrion. The record is from RefSeq and is a predicted model, not a curated record. NCBI's taxonomy places the organism in Eukaryota, Metazoa, Chordata, Actinopteri, Osteoglossiformes, Mormyridae.